AUGCCUAGACUGAAGGCCAUCACUACAGGCUCUGUGCCAUCUUUCCUCGAUGUCGUUCUCAACCUUGACGAAGGCGAUGAGUCCUCAAGCCUCGCAUCGCAAGACACCUGGUUGGCUCAGAUGAAGGCAAAGGGCACUGGGAAGCUUGUGAUGUACGGAGAUGAUACGUGGUUGAAGCUCUUUCCAGGCACAUUUGAUCGUGCUGAUGGAACCACGAGCUUCUUUGUCUCGGAUUUCACCGAGGUUGAUCAUAAUGUCACUCGAAACAUUCCUGGAGAGCUCCGAAACGACGACUGGAACACUAUGAUUCUUCACUAUCUUGGACUUGACCACAUUGGACAUAAGGGAGGGCCGAGAAGCCCUCAUAUGGUUCCGAAGCAGCGGGAGAUGGAUGGCAUCGUCAACCAGAUAUACAAGGCCAUAGAAACCCAAGACCACCUAAAGUCGACCCUUUUUGUUGUCUGCGGAGAUCAUGGGAUGAACGACGCCGGCAAUCAUGGUGCUUCCUCGCCUGGCGAGACGUCACCUGCCCUCCUUUUCAUCUCUCCCAAGCUUAAAGGCCUUCAGAAAAAGACUCAGGACGCUCCGCUACCAGAUGCCGAAGACUUUCAAUUCUACUCGACCGUGGAACAGUCCGAUCUGGCACCCACUUUGGCUGCUCUCCUAGGAUUUCCUAUUCCCAAGAACAACCUCGGUGCCCUGAUUCCCGAGUUCUUGUCCAUAUGGCCUAAGAAAACCAACCAGGCCUAUUUGCUGCACCAAAACGCCCGCCAGAUUCAAACCGUCAUCUCGGCUGCUUCGGGUACCAAGACCUUCGACUCUGCUUUGGCUGUAUCAUCCUGUGCCAGCCCCUCGUCCGACUAUGAAGAACUUGCCUGUGACUGGCAAGGUCCUUCAAACAUCCUCAUGUCUGCAAGAGUGGGCGAUGAUAUAGACCCCAAAUGGGCACUGCCUGUUACUAUGUGGCUUCGCAAAGCUCAAGAGCUCAUGAGUGGCAUGGCGAGCAACUACGAUAUGUCCCGACUAAUCCUAGGCCAGGUCGCCGCCCUCAUCGCCGUGAUCUUUGGCCUAUAUGCAGCAACCAAAGCCAUCUCCCUAACCAGUUCCCUCACGCCCUUACUGGUCAUUUCCAUAGCCUACAGCAUCAUGAUGUUCGCCAGCAGCUACGUCGAAGAAGAGCAGCACUUCUGGUAUCUAGCAACGAGCACUUGGUUCGGCUAUCUCAGUUUCCGCGGCUUCAAGCGGUCCAACACCACCUUCCCCCGGCACCUCCUCCUCACCGCCCUCCCCCUCCUCUCCGCCCUCCGCCUCCUCCGGUCCUGGAACCAAACCGGCCAAAAAUUCGCCGGCACCCCGGACAUCGUCAAGCUCUUCCUCGAGCCCAACCCGCACUUUAUGUGGUUUCUCGUUGGCCUCACCUACGUCCGGGCCCACCAGCAACUCGUCGACUCCUUCCACGGCCGGAUCCCGGUGCCCGUCAAUUUCCCUGCCAUGACGGGCCUUGUGCUGGCAGCAUUCACUUUCAAGGCGGCUUUUACGCUCGAGGAUGCUCCCGAACUAGUGGUCCCCUUUGUAAAAAGUAGCUUGCUGGAUUUCACGCGGGGAGCAAGCCUCAUCGCCCGCGCCCGCGCGGUUUUCGUUGGCCUGGGGCUCGCGACAGCCGCGGGGAUGGGGUUCAUACUUUGGGAAUCGAAGACAGUAUCUGGCCUCCGCCUCCGCCGCCAUCAACCUCAACCUCAACCUCAACCUCGACAGCCACCACCAAAGAAAAAGGGUCCUGCGAAGGCCGAGGCCGUCACGAUGCUCCAAAACCUCUACACCAUCCUCGCCCUCACGCAAUCCCGCACGACCAACAUCCCGCUCUUCCUCGUCUUCAACCUCGUCUAUGGGUUCCUAUUUGCUGAGAUCGAUACUGGAAACCUGUCGACGGCGGAACUGGGGAUUUCUUCGUUGCUACUGCAGUAUGCAAGCUUCUUCGCUAUGGGCGGUAGCAACGCCAUCUCGUCUGUGGACCUGUCGAAUGCCUACAACGGCGUGAGCGAUUUCAGCGUUGUGCUGGUGGGAAUCUUGACGUAUGUUGGGAACUGGGCGGGCGCGGUGUGGUGGGUCGUUGGGACCGUGGUGCUUUUGGGGAGGAUUUGGCGGAGGGAUCAGAGACUCGACGAGGGUAAGAGGGGGAUGGAAGAGAUGAAGAUGAUGGUCAAGAAGGAGCAGGGACAAAGUCAGACCGGUCUGUUCAAGACCUAUGUCGCUGUGAUGACGCUGUUUACGGCGUUUAGUGUCGCAGCGGUCAUGGCGGCUUGUACCAUUCUCAGGACGCACCUGUUUGUUUGGACGGUGUUUUCGCCAAAGUAUCUGUACUGCGUGGCUUGGAGCCUGGGUCAGCAUUUGGUGGUGAAUGUUGGGGUGGGUGGGCUGUUGUUUUGGCUUCAGUGGUUGUAG
Molecule: messenger RNA, 2442 nt
Organism: Sordaria macrospora k-hell
Lineage: Eukaryota; Fungi; Ascomycota; Sordariomycetes; Sordariales; Sordariaceae
Biological process (GO): GPI anchor biosynthetic process
Cellular component (GO): endoplasmic reticulum membrane
Source: RefSeq, a predicted model, not a curated record